AUGGCGAAGAACAAAGUUCACAAAGAAGACGGUUCAGAGCGAAGAGUGGAGAGGGCAAGAGAAGAGAAGCGUGAGGGAAGAAGAAGAUGGACUAUAGUGGAAAGAGGAAGAGGCCCAAAGGAAUCGGUCCGAAGUGGCCAGAGAGCUGGCAGACAUGGACGACUCGUGAUCCCAAGGACCUUAUGGAGUCCAAGAACGCAUCCGUAUCUUGAGGAGGAUGCAGUUCAUGUCGAUGCGCUACCCACAUCCGGAAACCAUCAAGGCUGGGGAAUAGAGGAGGAUGUGAAGACAUCUUCUACUACCGAGCUUGGAGAUUCACGAAGAUGGCUUCCCGGCGUACAUAGAACCAGCGAUGAGUUCCUCGCAUCUCUGAAGCUCAAGAAAGCAUCCUCAAGAAGCGCUGCUGAGCUCAAGAGAGAUGGGAUCGGAUACAUACCUUCACGCUCUGGGGCAAGAGUAUCGGUUCAGCAUGAUGGAGCUGGACCAUCUACAAAUCUCAAGAACAAGAGUGGUCACAUCAAGAACCCGGCCAUACGCUACGCUCAUAAGGUGAUCGCUCACACUCUCUUUGCAGACAUGACUGCUCGAACGUCACACGCAAGAACUUGA
Molecule: messenger RNA, 609 nt
Organism: Microthlaspi erraticum
Lineage: Eukaryota; Viridiplantae; Streptophyta; Magnoliopsida; Brassicales; Brassicaceae
Source: the annotation of a GenBank genome assembly